AUGGCAAAGAGAGAUGCAGAGUCUGAGAAGCUUAAGCAGAAUUAUGAAGUGCUACUGAACCUGACAAGAGCUCAAGCUACAAUCAUCCAGAACCUGAAGUUGAAGCAUAUUACAGACAAGCAAUUGCUUAGUGAAGCUAAGAUGAACUUGGAGUUGAAGAAUGCAGAGCUCACAAAGUCUGAGGAGAAGCUCACCCAAGAUAAGCUAGAGUUGAAGUUUCAGGUUGCAGAUUUGCUUAAGGGAAAGGAAAAGCAUGGUGAAGAGAUGGUGCAGCUAGAGCUUCAGUUUGCUGAGUUGAUGAAGGCAGAGGAGAAGCUGAAGGAGAAGAUCAAGGGGAUCCAGGCCAUCCUAGAGAAGUGA
Molecule: messenger RNA, 360 nt
Organism: Aegilops tauschii subsp. strangulata
Lineage: Eukaryota; Viridiplantae; Streptophyta; Magnoliopsida; Poales; Poaceae
Source: RefSeq, a predicted model, not a curated record